AUGAAGAGCGAUCCACUAAUUGGAUUGGUGAAGCAGUUAGGGGGGUCCAGACGGAAUGCACUUUUAAACUGGUGCCAAAAUAAACUUAGCUGUUACAAUGGUGUUGAGGUAACGAAUUUUAGCAGCAGUUGGAACGAUGGUCUGGCUCUGUGCGCUCUGCUGCACUCCUAUGCUCCCAGCUGCAUCAACUACGUACAACUGAAGUCUGCUAAUGUGAAACAAAACUUUCAAUUGGCAUUCGAGGCAGCAGAAAAACUCGGCUUACAUCUCGGCAACGAUGACGUUCUGUCAGACUUAAUAGCCACAGACAGACCAGCUUGGCAAAUAGUGUACGGCUUGGUUAUCAACAUUUACAAGCACUUCGAAGUAGAGCCCGUUAAUAAUAAUAAUAAUAACAAUAAUAAUAAUAACAAUAAAUAA
Helobdella robusta is the source of this 420-nucleotide messenger RNA. RefSeq lists its product as hypothetical. The transcript is spliced from 4 exons. Gene Ontology annotation, biological process: actin cytoskeleton organization. The coding region runs from base 1 to 420 and encodes 139 amino acids. The record is from RefSeq and is a predicted model, not a curated record. NCBI's taxonomy places the organism in Eukaryota, Metazoa, Annelida, Clitellata, Rhynchobdellida, Glossiphoniidae. Gene Ontology annotation, cellular component: filamentous actin; microtubule organizing center. Gene Ontology annotation, molecular function: protein binding.